AUGUCUGCAUCUCUCAAAGACUUCAAUAGUUCCAAGUUCCAGGUGUCUGAGUUCAUCCUGCUGGGAUUCCCAGGCAUCCACAGCUGGCAGCACUGGCUCUCCCUACCACUGGCCUUGCUCUAUCUCUCAGCGAUAGGGACAAACGUGCUCAUUCUCAUCAUCGUCUAUCAGGACCCUUCCCUGAAGCAGCCCAUGUAUCUUUUCUUGGGAAUCCUCUCCGUGGUGGACAUGGGCCUCGCCACCACCAUCAUGCCUAAGAUCCUGGCCAUCUUCUGGUUUGACGCCAAGGUCAUUAGCCUUCCUGAGUGUUUUGUUCAGAUUUAUGCCAUUCACUGCUUUGUAGGCAUGGAGUCUGGUAUCUUCCUCUGCAUGGCUUUUGAUAGAUAUAUAGCUAUUUGCUAUCCUCUCCGCUAUUCAUCAAUUAUUACCAAUUCCUUGAUCUUAAAAGCCACACUGUUUAUGGUGCGAAGAAAUGGCUUGGGUGUCAUUCCAGUGCCUGUUCUUGCCGCCCAGCGGAAUUAUUGUUCAAGGAAUGAAAUUGAGCAUUGCUUGUGCUCUAACCUUGGAGUCACAAGCCUGGCUUGUGAUGACAGGAAGCCAAAUAGCAUUUGCCAGUUAAUCCUGGCAUGGGUUGGAAUGGGGAGUGACCUGGGUCUCAUAAUAUUGUCAUAUGCUUUGAUUCUGCGCUCUGUACUCAGACUCAAUUCAGCUGAAGCUGUUUCAGCUCUGAACACUUGUAGCUCCCACCUCACCCUCAUCCUCUUCUUCUACACUGUUGUUGUAGUGAUUUCAGUAACUCACUUGGCAGAGACCAAGGCCACCUUGAUCCCAGUUUUGCUCAAUGUGAUGCACAAUAUCAUCCCUCCUUCGCUCAACCCUAUUGUGUAUGCACUUAGGACCAGAGAACUCAGGCUGGGCUUUCAAAAGAUGCUUUGUCGGAGCUUACAAGAGAAAUAA
Messenger RNA from Grammomys surdaster, 957 nucleotides. Its product is annotated as olfactory receptor 56B1-like. Gene Ontology annotation, biological process: G protein-coupled receptor signaling pathway. Lineage: Eukaryota; Metazoa; Chordata; Mammalia; Rodentia; Muridae. Gene Ontology annotation, molecular function: G protein-coupled receptor activity; olfactory receptor activity. Gene Ontology annotation, cellular component: membrane. The record is from RefSeq and is a predicted model, not a curated record.